AUGGCCAGCGUCAUCCUCGACAGCUACAAGCAAUGGGCCAGCGGUAUGGACGUCGUGCUCAUGGACUGGGUCGACCCCACCCUGCGGUACCGCCAGUCUCCCAUGAAAGACUACUUCUUGGCCGACUUUGGCACGGUGUUUGCGCUCUGCGUGAGCUACCUCACGUUCGUUGUAGUCGGCACGCUCGUGAUGAAGUCGGGCGUUCGUGCGCUCAACACGGCGCCUCUGCAGUUUAUCUACAACCCCAUCCAAGUUGUGCUGUGCUCGUACAUGACUGUGGAGGCCAUCCUUCAAGCCCGUCGCAACAACUACUCAGCCACUCCGUGCAAUGCCUUCAACCACGAGAGCCCUGUCAUGGGGAAUCUGAUGUACAUCUUUUACCUGUCUAAGGUACUGGACUUCUGCGACACCUUCUUCAUUGUUAUGGGCAAGAAGUGGAAGCAGCUUUCAGUGCUGCACGUAUAUCACCACGUCUCUGUCUUCUUUUGCUACUGGGCCAACUUCCGCACAUCGUACGAUGGCGACCUGUACAUGACUAUCGUGCUCAACGGCGGCGUGCAUGCAAUCAUGUACAUGUACUACUUCGUGAGCUCGCACACACGCGAGAUCUGGUGGAAACCUUACUUGACGAUGGUCCAAAUGAUCCAGUUUUUGCUCAUGAAUGCGCAAGGCUACCUCAUGGUGUCGCGCUCGUGCCCAGGCAUGCCCUACAAGAUUGCUGUCAUGUACCUCAUCUACGUGCAGUCGCUCUUCUGGCUCUUUAUGAACUUUUUUAUCGUCAACUACUGUCUGAGCUCGCGGAAGCCAAAGUUGGUUGAGGCUGAGAAGAAGGUGCUGUAG
This is a messenger RNA of Peronospora matthiolae, 840 nucleotides long. The record is from the annotation of a GenBank genome assembly. NCBI's taxonomy places the organism in Eukaryota, Oomycota, Peronosporomycetes, Peronosporales, Peronosporaceae.